AUGCACCCGACGCAUCUCGCCAAGGUGAGGGAGUGGGCCACGAAGGAACUGCUCCACACCGCCAACCCGCAGGAGAUGGAGAUCCUUCUGCAGGAGAAGGUCCGCUGCCUCGCCCCCGCGGAUCAGCGAGCGCUGGUGCGGCAGCUCCUGCACUUGGGGGGCCUGGACGAAGGCACCAAGCACCCGGAGCUGCAACUGGCUGAGAGCCACCUGGGACCACUCAGCGCCAAGGCGGAGGAUCCCUUUCGUGCGCUGGCGCAUUCGCUGCAUCUCACUGCGCGGCAACUGGCGGCGCUAACGGCGUUGGAUCUGCGACGGUGCAAGCUGCUGCCGAAGUCUGGCCAGCUACUGGAGCGGUGCAUGCAAUGCCUGGAGCAGCAGCAGCCGCUGCCCCCGGAGAGCGGCACCUGGCCGGAGGUUCAGGAAGUCCUGGAGGCCGUGGUGCGGGCGGUGCCCCUGCAUGUGGAGCUGCAUGAGCUGAGCAACCUAGGAGAGCCCCGGGUCUUCUCGCCCAAGGUGUCGCAGAACCGCAAGGCGAAGCGCGUGGAGGACAUGAGGGUGAAGCUGAUGUACUUGCCCGCCAGCAAGUCGCUUCACGCCGCAGCCCAGAAGACUGCGCCGCAGGAGCGACGCAUCGCCCAAAAUGCAAAUUUGCACACCGUCCGCUCUGUGCAACCAGCUUGGUGA
This is a messenger RNA of Effrenium voratum, 687 nucleotides long. The record is from the annotation of a GenBank genome assembly. NCBI's taxonomy places the organism in Eukaryota, Dinophyceae, Suessiales, Symbiodiniaceae.